UCCGCUUGACGUCAACAAACAUGGAGGAGUAUGCCCGUGAGCCUUGCCCCUGGAGGAUAGUGGAUGACUGUGGAGGGGCUUUCACCAUGGGUGCAAUCGGUGGAGGCGUUUUCCAAGCAGUGAAGGGCUUUCGAAACGCUCCGGCUGUAAGUUUAAAAAAACAACUAAAUAUCGUGGUAGUUUUCUCUGUGACUCCUCAUUCUACAGUGAUCGUUGUAAUAUUUCAGGGUGUUGGACAUAGGCUCAGAGGAAGUGUAAAUGCAGUGAGAGUCAGAGCUCCUCAGAUUGGAGGUAGCUUUGCUGUCUGGGGAGGCCUUUUCUCCACAAUCGACUGUGGUUUAGUUCGCCUGAGAGGAAAGGAGGAUCCGUGGAACUCCAUCACAAGUGGCGCCCUGACCGGCGCCAUCCUGGCAGCACGCAGUGGUCCGCUAACGAUGAUGGGCUCUGCAAUGAUGGGGGGAAUCCUGCUGGCGCUCAUUGAGGGCUUUGGUAUUCUCCUGACUAGAUACACAGCACAGCAGUUUCAAAACCCUUUGCCGUUUACGGAAGACCCCAGUCAGCUCCCUCCGAAGGACGGAGAGCAGCAGCAGCAGAAAACUAAGGGAUUGUUUCACUAGAGACCUUCUGCGGACACAGUGAGUCCCACCGCAGCGUAUCGGAGCGACAGCACUGCUAAGAGGACUUUGAAAAGUAGAUGCACUUUGAUGAAACACCUCAGGGUCAAAUGUUGUGAUUUAGUGUUUAAGAAUGAAUUUUGACAUGUAAGAAUCCUUCAGAUAAACAUUUUGUUGUCUUCUUGAGAACGUUUUGUUUGUUUUGUGUCAUUCCUGUAGUCUCUUCUCCGUAUGGAUUUAUUUAUGUGACAUGUUUAUGCUACAAAUAUUGCCUCUUUCUUGAAUUACUGAGCGUUCUCCAGCUGAUUUUAGUACUAUCCAGUUUUUAGUACAUUUACAGAGCUGACCUAUGAAUAAAAAACAUUUUACAGAUUAUCUGGAAAAAUAAAGUAGCAGCCUUUUUUUUCCAUUCAAGCAAAUACUGUGAAAGAUGCACAUUUUACAUUUACAGCUUUCUGGCAUUUCACCAGGAAGCUUGUUCAGUAAUAUUCAAACAAACUUUACAGGAAAUUGUUUUGGAAAAUGCCAGAACAUUCUGCUGAGCGUUUUAUUUCCGCAGCUCAUGUUUCCAAAGGUCUGUGCUAAAUCUGGAGCGAGCAGACAGUGAGCUGCUCACACUUUAAACCGGAUCCGUUAACAUUUACAUUAACGAGCUGAUGUUAAUAGAGAAAAGUAUUAAUACCUUUUUUCUACAUUUUGUUAUGUUACAAACUUUAAUGCGUGACUAUUCUUUUUGAAAAGUAGCUCAAGUUCAGAGAGACUAAAACGAUCAAACCAACACGUCUUUACAACGGCAUUAGGGCCACGAUAAGACAAUAUAAAAACUAAAAUCACGAGAAUAAAGUGAUAUUACAAGAACAAUGUCGGUAUUACGCAAAUAAAGUCUCAUAGUAUUAUUUUAUUAUUUUACUUUAUUCUCAUAUUAUUUUUACUUUAUCCUCAUAAUAUUUUUUAAUUAUUCUCAGAAU
Messenger RNA from Xiphophorus maculatus (southern platyfish), 1582 nucleotides. It is a transcript of the gene timm17b, whose product is annotated as translocase of inner mitochondrial membrane 17B. NCBI's taxonomy places the organism in Eukaryota, Metazoa, Chordata, Actinopteri, Cyprinodontiformes, Poeciliidae. Gene Ontology annotation, molecular function: transmembrane protein transporter activity. The transcript is spliced from 5 exons. The record is from RefSeq and is a predicted model, not a curated record. Bases 21 to 617 code for a protein of 198 amino acids. Gene Ontology annotation, biological process: protein import into mitochondrial matrix. Gene Ontology annotation, cellular component: TIM23 mitochondrial import inner membrane translocase complex; mitochondrial inner membrane.